UAAAGUUUGCAUACCCUGAAAUACCCAUACCAACACAUGUGUUGAUAUAUUAAAUUAGUAACAGUUAAUUUAAAAUAUUUUAAUAAAGUUUUAAAAAUAUUUCAUCAAAUGAACAAAAAUGAAUCAGUAAGCAGAUAUGGACCACUUAUUGGUGCAAUUGAUGAAGGAACAAACAGUGUUCGAUUUCUGGUUUUUGCAGCAAACACUGCUGAAGUACUAACGUAUCAUCAAGUUUCAAUAUCCAAGUCAUAUCCGAAAGAAGGAUGGGUUGAACAAAAUCCAAUGGAAAUAUUGGGCGCAGUAGUGGAGUGCUUAAAUAAAACUGUAGAUAAUUUACAUCAGCUUAGUAUAGAUUCGGCUGACAUCAUUGCUAUUGGAAUAGCGAACCAAAGAGAAACAACAAUAGUAUGGGAUUCUAUUACCGGUCAACCUUUGCACAAUGCAAUUGUUUGGAUGGAUAUGCGCACAACAAAUAUUGUGGAUGAAAUAUUAAAAGGAGUUCGAAACAAUAUAAACUAUCUUAAACCUUUAUGUGGCCUUCCAAUUAGUCCUUAUUUUAGUGCGUUAAAACUAAAGUGGUUACUGGAUAAUGAUGCCUCAGUUCAACUUGCUGUGAAGGAGAAACGAUGCAUGUUUGGUACAGUUGAUUCCUGGCUUAUUUGGAAUUUAACAGGAGGCAUCAAUGGUGGCGCCCACAGUACAGAUGUUACUAAUGCAUCUAGAACUAUGUUAAUGAAUAUUUCUACGUUAAAGUGGGAUUCUAAAUUACUGGACUUUUUUAAAAUACCAUUUGAAAUUUUACCACAAAUUCGAAGCUCAUCCGAAAUUUAUGGCCAUAUUCACGAUGGAGUAUUACGAGGUGUGCCGAUUUCAGGGUGCUUAGGUGAUCAACAAUCAGCUUUAGUCGGACAAAUGUGCUUCAGACGGGGUCAAGCGAAAAGUACUUAUGGCACUGGUUGCUUUGUACUUUAUAAUACAGGGACUGCGAUUGUAGAUUCAAACCAUGGUCUAUUGACGACAGUUGCCUAUCAAUUAGGACCUCAAUCACCCCCCAUUUACGCUUUGGAGGGCUCAGUAGCGAUGGCAGGAGAAGUUAUACAGUGGUUGAAGGAAAAGUUAGAAAUCAUUUCCGAUGUAAAGGAGUCUGAAGCUGUUGCAAACCAGUUACCAUUUGAUAAUCGAAUAGUAUUCGUACCUGCAUUUUCCGGAUUAUAUGCACCAUAUUGGCGAAAAGAUGCACGUAGUAUCAUAUGCGGCAUCACUGAGGAAACAACAAGUGCACAAAUAGUGAGAGCAGCUUUACAAGCUAUAUGCUUACAAACAAAGGACAUUUUAGAAUCUAUAAGAAAAGACACCGGAUUAUUAUUAACAAAGUUACUAGUCGAUGGGGCCAUGACUGCCAAUAAUUUAUUAAUGCAAAUGCAAGCUGAUGUAUGUGGUAUCCCAGUAGUGAGGCCUUUGAUGUGUGACACUACAGCUCUUGGUGCUGCAAUCGCCGCAGGCAGAGCAGAAGGCAUUCGUAAAUGGGAUGUGAGAUCCAAUAUCGCAGUACCUAGCGAUUCAUUUUUCCCGUCUAUAUCGGACAACGAACGUGAUAUGCUUUACUCGCAAUGGAAAAUGGCUGUUAAACGAAGUUUAGAAUGGGAGUCUUUAGAAGAGUUACAUGAUGAUAAUGAAGACCUUCACAAGUUAACCGCAACAGGACUUUUUGUAAUUGGAACGAUGAUUGUUCUUAUGGUUGCUAAGUAUCGAUCAAUUACUUGAUUAUAGUUUUUAAAUAGAAGCUAAAUAAUAAAUGAUUAGAUACAUUUAUGUAUUUAAGAAAACAUUUAAAAAUAUUUAAUUUAAAACUAGAUACUCAUAAAAUUUUUAUUAAUUUUACUGUACUACGUUUAUAGUUUAUACCUGUUAAAAGAGAUUGUUAUGAAAUAUAAUUACAUA
Molecule: messenger RNA, 1941 nt
Organism: Leptopilina heterotoma
Lineage: Eukaryota; Metazoa; Arthropoda; Insecta; Hymenoptera; Figitidae
Product: glycerol kinase-like
Exons: 10
Coding region: 109-1764 (551 amino acids)
Biological process (GO): glycerol-3-phosphate biosynthetic process; triglyceride metabolic process; glycerol metabolic process
Cellular component (GO): mitochondrion
Molecular function (GO): glycerol kinase activity
Source: RefSeq, a predicted model, not a curated record